CUCCAGCCUUCCACACACUCUUGUGCAAACUUCUAUACUACAUAUCUACAAUCAACAACUAUAUCAAUGGCUAGUUAUGAUUAUGGUCUUUCCGGUCUAAUUGGGAAAUUUAUAAUUCAAUUGGAGAUCAAUAGCGAUGCUGACAAUUUUUAUGAAAUCUAUAAGCAUUGCAAAGAUGUUCCUAAGGCAGUUCCUCAUCUUUUCACUGGUGUUAAAGUUACCAAAGGAGAUGAACUCGUUUCUGGUUGUAUCAAGGAAUGGAACUAUGUUCUUGAGGGUAAGGCGAUGACCGCUGUGGAGGAAACAACAAUUGACGAUGCAACAAGGACCUUGACACACCACGUAAUUGAAGGAGACGUGAUGAAGGAUUACAAGAAGUUCGAUGUGAUUAUUGAAGCUAAUCCGAAGCCUAGUGGACAAGGAACCAUUGGAGGAAGCAUUGUGACUGUGUCUAUUGUAUAUGACAGAAUGAAUGCGAAGUCUCCAGCUCCCUUCGAUUAUUACAAAUUCUAUUAUCAGAACAUAGUAGAUAUGGAUGCUCACAUCUCCACUUCUUAGUAAACUAUCUUAAUCUCCGUGUUGGGUGUGCGUAUGCAUGUGCAUAUGUACGUCAGUACUCGUUGAUCAAUUUGUAUGCGUUACUUCACGAGAUCUAUUGCAUCUCUAUAACUAUGUAUCAUUUUAAAUAAAUGGAGUAAGUUAUUUAAAAUAUCUAA
Messenger RNA from Papaver somniferum (opium poppy), 716 nucleotides. RefSeq names its product major latex protein 15-like. Gene Ontology annotation, biological process: defense response. The record is from RefSeq and is a predicted model, not a curated record. NCBI's taxonomy places the organism in Eukaryota, Viridiplantae, Streptophyta, Magnoliopsida, Ranunculales, Papaveraceae. The transcript has 2 exons. The coding region runs from base 67 to 558 and encodes 163 amino acids.